UUCCUUUUACACUGUAAGUCGCCUUAUAAUUUAUUUUAUAGUUAGCGAUAAAGCUGUUCAUGAUGGAUUAGUGGUUUCUGUUUUUGCUAAUAUGACCGACAACUGUGCUGGAAGCGUCACGUGCAGUAAGAUGAAUGAAAAGGAGAAUGCACGGGUUCUGGGACCUCGCCUCCAACGGCGAUCACUUCCUGCCUCAAAGUCACCAUCUCCCCAAGUGCCAAAACCGGCCCCCCUGUCCCAUUUGGCUCUAGCUCGGAGGCCCCUAAGAGACACUAAAAACGUAAUAAAAGAAUCCAACCGUCAGGCUCCACCAGCUGCCUUGACUUCAACUGAAGGAAGUAGGAAAUAUGGAUGGGAAAAUGUGAAGCAGUCUGCUGUCACCUGUAACGUGGCUGUUCCUGCAACUGGUCAGACGGGACGGCUGGUAAGCCAAGCGUUCAAGGGCGGCUUUGACUCCCAGCCAGAUUUAUCCUUGGCUGAGAAUGAAGAGGGUGAAGUGAGCUGUGAAGGGGAGAGAUUUCCCAGUGCUUCCUCUUUACUGGAAACCCAAAAACUGCUCCCUGAACUGCUGGAUGAGGCAGCACCCCUGUAUGAAGGUCAUCCAGCUUCAGAUAUUAUGAAUCGGACCUGGUCAAACCCAGAAGGCCCCUUUUUCCCAUCUCUCCAGAAGGAGUUGCAGGAGGGAGAGGACGAGGAAAGCAGCCAGAACGGCGUCAUCCAGCAGGGUGGAAAAUCUGUGUCUCUGAGGCCAGGGUCUGUACACGCUUCCCUCAGACACAAACGUUUUGAGGCUAAGCAUCGUAAAUGCCUCACCCCUAUAUUUGAAGUGUCCCCUCUUAAAGAGGGAGAGGCUGUGGAAACAGCAGGUGGAGACAUUGAGAGGAUAGCUGCACUUUAUCAGAAUUUUUUUGCAGAAGAGUGUGCUGUUGUAAUCGAUAAUAUCCGCCGAACGUCAUACCAGGAGGUUCUGGGAGGAGGAUUUUCUGCUAAAAGUUCUACGGACAUGCUCGACAUUCCCAACAUCAAAGAGGAAUCUCUUCCAACCUGGAACUACCUAAACACUAGUCUGGAGGGCUCUGCUGUGCCACUGGAAUUUGAUGUCGCCCAGUGUGAUGUCAGCUUUCUGCCUUUGAACCUGGAUGGCAAAAGGGGUACAGAUAAAUCGGAGGAAAACCAGGUGGGGAAAAUUCCGGAGUCAAGAGGAUGCAAUCUAACUUUCAGCCUAGAGGACGAUCUGUCUGUGCUUAUGGGAAAGACCCAGUCUAUCCAUCAAAGUGAGGCCUCAGAUUCUUUGCUGGAAAAUACGUACAAUCUGUGUGAUCAGGAGGGUGAUCUAGGAAAGGAUGUUCUAAAAGGUCCCAUACAGAAUUUGACUGUGGAGUCUGGGAGGAGUUUGGAUGCCAAGACGUAUUCUAAGGAGGACAUCUCUGCAGAUGUGAAUUCUAAUGGAACCUAUGUCCUUCAAAGUGACGGUCCAGAUGCAGGGCCAGAUGUGACCAGUGAAGUGAAGGAGCAGAGCGCGCAUGGCUCUGAUGCCCGGGGCCUCACAAAGACCUCAAGCAGUAGCUGUAAUGAUACGUAUGAGAUGCAGCCUACUGAGGAGAGAGGUUGUGUGAGGGUGGAUCGCCAUGAGGAGGGGGGUACAGAAAAGCUCAACCCCGGCUUGCCCCAGAGAGAGAUUGUGGCCGAAAGCCUGUCUGAUCACAGUGUGAACGGAGCAGAGAAAGGUAUGUUGAGCUUGGAGAACACCCUGGACCUCACGGACAACUUCCUGGUCACCUCCACCCCUAUGCCUGCACGUAAGCUUCCAGAUUUGACUAAAGAAAUUGACUCCGACCCUUCAGAAGUGUGCAAGCAGCUGAUGGACAGCGUAAACAUGUGCUCACAGGCUAUGGUUGAUGGGGUCGACGGGGACGUGCCUUCAUUCCACCCUGCUGCUCUCCCAGUGGACGGGGCUGAUGGGGGCGGGUCUUCAUUGCACCCUGCUGCUCUUCCAGUGGACGGGGCCGAUGGGGGCGGGUCUUCAUUCCACCCUGCUGCUCUCCCAGUGGACGGGGCUGAUGGGGGCGGGUCUUCAUUGCACACCUCUGGUGUCCCAUUAACUGCCGUUAAGGUUGCUGUGCCAAAUCCUCCCGAUUCUGCUGCUCCUGCACCCAGGCAGGAUGCUGCUUCCCGCCGCUUGAGCGUGCCUCUGCAGAGGAGGUCUCUCCUGCCUCCAUUAUCCGGCCUCCGUAACGCCAAAGCUGACCAGCCCCUGGCACAGCCUGCUUCCUCCCGCCGGUUGUCCUUGCCCGCUACCGCAAAGAGCCUAGCUGCCCGCAAGGUGCCAGGCGCUGGUGCCCUUAGUAGCUAUGGGAAGAAGACUGAAGCAGCGUCCAGGUCACCAGCCAAGCAGCCAAAAGCCAGUGUGGAGGCAUCCGCAGUUUUGAAAUUGAGUAAAGAGAAGAGUGCAGUGGCUGACGGCAAGCUUCCUGCCUGUCGCCUUCAGAGGCCCCGAGCUUCCGGGAUACCAGCCCCCUCUUCCUGCACGUCGAGGCUGAGCCUCGGAGUUUCGGGCCGAGCGGAAGCCGCAGAGUUGAAAAGGAAGAGCAUCCCAGCGCCGGCCACCGGCCAGAAGCGGCCGCGGGGAGGCCCACAGGAGUCCCUGUCCGUGUCCAAGCAGAAGAGAGUUGCAGACGUGCCUCCUAGUGACGUGCCAAAGGGCCAAGUCCAUCCAGUCAGCCGUAACUCGGGGCUCCAGAGACCCACAACAGCACUGAAAGACCUUGAAGUGAAGGCGAAUGCCGACACGUCGUCUUGCAGCAGCGGUGGGACUCUGAAGGAAUCGUCUAAACGAGCAGCGGUCACACAGGGCCUGCGGAAGCUGAUGGCUCGAGUCGGAGCCUCUGACCCGAAGCCCAACAAGGCCGCUUGUUCCCUGGAGCAUAGCGCUUCGCAGGCUGGCCUGCUGGUCCCCUCUGUGACGGACAGGCCUGCCCCGGCAGCCGGCGCUGAGCCGACGUCAUUUGCGGGGACAGCGGCGUGUGAGGCAGCAGCCGAAGUAGCGAUUAAGCACACAGAUUGUCAGGACUGUGUCCGCUAUCGGGAGGAGAUUAACAGGCUGAGAUCAGCACUCCGUGCUCUGACUGGAAUUGUGGAGUAGGGGCCUGGAGGAGCGCACCUGAAAAAACGAAGAUCGCUAUUCCAGUAAUUCUGGACAAACUACAUAACACCUCUGAUAUUUAAAAUGGCAUGCAGAGAUGUAUAUCUAACUAGGUGGAAAAAAGAUAUCACCACUACAACCUGUUUUAUUUUUUAUUGUUAAUGAAUGAGGCUCUACUAGAAGUGGAGUUGAUGUUUUACUGUACUUACUAUUGCAGUGCUGAAAUUUUGAAAUCCUUCAAUAAACAUUGUACACAUUUAA
Messenger RNA from Paramormyrops kingsleyae, 3403 nucleotides. RefSeq lists its product as uncharacterized. NCBI's taxonomy places the organism in Eukaryota, Metazoa, Chordata, Actinopteri, Osteoglossiformes, Mormyridae. The record is from RefSeq and is a predicted model, not a curated record.